GUGGCCGUCGCCAGGGGUGGGGACAGGACCGGCGGCUGCUGACGCCAUCCCGGCCAGAAAAGCCCUGGCCAGUGGCGGGCGCGACACUAUCCGUGCGGCCAGGCGGAGACCCGGAGGACCGAAGCUUCCGGACGACGAGGAACCGCCCAACAUGGCCUCGGAGAGUGGGAAGCUUUGGGGUGGCCGGUUUGUGGGUGCAGUGGACCCCAUCAUGGAGAAGUUCAACGCGUCCAUUGCCUACGACCAGCACCUUUGGGAGGUGGAUGUUCAAGGCAGCAAAGCCUACAGCAGGGGCCUGGAGAAGGCAGGGCUCCUCACCAAGGCCGAGAUGGACCAGAUACUCCAUGGCCUAGACAAGGUGGCUGAGGAGUGGGCCCAGGGCACCUUCAAACUGAACUGCAAUGAUGAGGACAUCCACACAGCCAAUGAGCGCCGCCUGAAGGAGCUCAUUGGUGAAACGGCAGGGAAGCUGCACACGGGACGGAGCCGGAAUGACCAGGUGGUCACGGACCUCAGGCUGUGGUUGCGGCAGACCUGCUCCACGCUCUCGGGCCUCCUCUGGGAGCUCAUUAGGACCAUGGUGGAUCGGGCAGAGGCGGAACGUGAUGUUCUCUUCCCAGGGUACACCCAUUUGCAGAGGGCCCAGCCCAUCCGCUGGAGCCACUGGAUUCUGAGCCAUGCCGUGGCGCUGACCCGAGACUCUGAGCGGCUGCUGGAGGUGCGGAAGCGGAUCAAUGUCCUGCCCCUGGGGAGUGGGGCCAUUGCAGGCAAUCCCCUGGGUGUGGACCGAGAGCUGCUCCGAGCAGAACUCAACUUUGGGGCCAUCACUCUCAACAGCAUGGAUGCCACUAGUGAGCGGGACUUUGUGGCCGAGUUCCUGUUCUGGGCUUCGCUGUGCAUGACCCAUCUCAGCAGGAUGGCCGAGGACCUCAUCCUCUACUGCACCAAGGAAUUCAGCUUCGUGCAGCUCUCAGAUGCCUACAGCACGGGAAGCAGCCUGAUGCCCCAGAAGAAAAACCCCGACAGUUUGGAGCUGAUCCGGAGCAAGGCUGGGCGUGUGUUUGGGCGGUGUGCCGGGCUCCUGAUGACCCUCAAGGGACUUCCCAGCACCUACAACAAAGACUUACAGGAGGACAAGGAAGCUGUGUUUGAAGUGUCAGACACUAUGAGUGCCGUGCUCCAGGUGGCCACUGGCGUCAUCUCUACGCUGCAGAUUCACCAAGAGAACAUGGGACAGGCUCUCAGCCCCGACAUGCUGGCCACUGACCUUGCCUAUUACCUGGUCCGCAAAGGGAUGCCAUUCCGCCAGGCCCAUGAGGCCUCCGGGAAAGCUGUGUUCAUGGCCGAGACCAAGGGGGUCGCCCUCAACCAGCUGUCACUGCAGGAGCUGCAGACCAUCAGCCCCCUGUUCUCGGGCGACGUGAGCUGCGUGUGGGACUAUGGGCACAGUGUGGAGCAGUAUGGUGCCCUGGGCGGCACUGCGCGCUCCAGCGUCGACUGGCAGAUCCGCCAGGUGCGGGCGCUACUGCAGGCACAGCAGGCCUAGGUCCUCCCACACCUGCCCCCUAAUAAAGUGGGCGCAAGAGGA
Molecule: messenger RNA, 1588 nt
Organism: Gorilla gorilla gorilla (western lowland gorilla)
Lineage: Eukaryota; Metazoa; Chordata; Mammalia; Primates; Hominidae
Gene: ASL
Product: argininosuccinate lyase
Exons: 17
Coding region: 152-1546 (464 amino acids)
Cellular component (GO): cytosol
Molecular function (GO): argininosuccinate lyase activity
Source: RefSeq, a predicted model, not a curated record